Molecule: messenger RNA, 2170 nt
Organism: Dioscorea cayenensis subsp. rotundata (Guinea yam)
Lineage: Eukaryota; Viridiplantae; Streptophyta; Magnoliopsida; Dioscoreales; Dioscoreaceae
Product: probable ADP-ribosylation factor GTPase-activating protein AGD14
Exons: 14
Coding region: 153-1946 (597 amino acids)
Molecular function (GO): GTPase activator activity
Source: RefSeq, a predicted model, not a curated record
UUGGGUUUUUGCCGCCGGCGUUGUAGUGGAUGAGAUAAGGGUCGUGAGGGGUGCGUGGGAGGGUGAGGGAGGUGAAGAGGCCGUGGAGGAGGUGAGCGCCGUGGGAAACGGCGCGGUCGCGGAGGAAGGAAUCGAGGACCUCACGGCGGAGCAUGGGAAUGUGUUGGCCGGGGAGGAGGGCGGAGCCGAAGUCGGCGGUGAGGUUGGAGGGGGAGAUGAUGCGCAUGCGGGUGACGCGGCGGUCGAUUAGGGAUUCGGGGAUGGAGAACUCGUCGAGCAUGCAGAGAGGGAUGGCGCCGCCGCAGGGCUUCGUGCCGGAGGGGCUUCGUUCGAUCAGAGCCACCAGAAAAGUACCAGAUUUCACUCUUUGGGAUUUCAUUGCAAAGAAGAUGAGCAGCAAGAAAGAGGAGGAAAGAAAUGAGAAGAUCAUUAGGGGAUUACUCAAGCUCCCUCCCAAUAGAAAUUGCAUCAAUUGCAACAGCUUGGGGCCACAGUAUGUUUGCACUAAUUUCUGGACUUUUGUUUGCACCAUUUGCAGUGGGAUUCACCGGGAAUUCACUCAUCGUGUGAAAUCGGUUUCCAUGUCUAAAUUUACCUUGAAAGAAGUUGAGGCUCUUCAGAAGGGUGGAAAUCAGAGAGCAAGAGAAAUUUUUCUGAAAGAUUGGGAUUUGCAGAGGAUGAUGUUACCUGAUAACAGCAAUACAGAAAAGAUUAGAGAAUUCAUAAAACAUGUAUACGUUGAUAAGAAAUUUGCCGAGGGGACGUCCACAGAGAGCCUUAAGAACCAUGAAGAUCAUAGGCGGUCAAGAUCCUAUCAUUCAUAUUCCCAAAGCCCUGUUUAUGACAAUCAAUAUGAUGAAAGACGCAAUGGGAAAAAAUAUGGUAUGCUUACUAGAAAACCAGGUUCGGACCGAGGGUAUGAAGUUAAAAUCUCUAGUAUUUUACAUAGUCCUGAUCAAUUACUGAAGCAAAUGCAUGAAGAAAAAUAUACCGACAAAAUGGCUGUUGCAGUAAGUCCAUUAAAAUUUGGUAGAAAUUCACCAAAUUUUCUCGAUGAUCAAGAUGCAAAGUCAAAUGUUCACCAGGAUUUAAAUGGAAUUCCUCGAAUGCUGAGGACUACAUCAUCAUCCAACAGCAUUGGAUCCUUUGCUAGAGAACCUAUUUCUCUAAGAUCAGUUAAUUCAGCUAACUUUACUGAUACUUCCACAGAGUAUAGACAUCUUUCAAGAACUCGGUCAGCAGAGAUACCUGCAGCUGCUUCUUUGAUACGAUCAUCUUCGACUUCGAUUUAUUUAGCACCAACAGUGGAUUUAUUCACAGAAAUUACUCCACAACCGUCAUCUGCAAACUCAGUUUCACAAAAAUUGUCGAAAGAUAGAGUCUCAGAAAAUGACCAAUGGGCUACAUUUGAUACACCUAAUCAUGCUGAAUAUGCAACUUUACCUAAUGAUAUUCAUCCUUUCGUGUCUGCUCCGUGGCAUGUUAGUCCAAAUGAAGCAUCCCAGCCAUGGAAUGCUUUUGGUGAUGAUACUGAGAGCAGUAACCAUUCCUUAUUUCAGCACAAUGCUCCAUUCAGCAAUCCAUAUGCUGAAAUAAAAGUCAAAGAGGUUUUUGUAGAAAAUGGAUUUGGAACAUCUGUUGUUCCCUCGGUUAAUACCGCAUGGGAGCAAAAAUCGACAAAUCCAUUUGAACUUCCUUACAGUUCGAAGCUUGAAUCUGAUUAUGAGUUCUUCGACAUGAAUGAUUUGCGAGCAGCACUUCCAAAUCCAUAUACGUCGAUUGGACUCCCUGGUGGUUUCCCUGAGCCAUGGAUUCCUCAGAAUUCAACCACACCAUUCAUUUCCCCUGGGUUAACAUAUAUUGCAGGGCAGUUACCUGGACAACAGUUAAUGAAUAUACACUCACAAGCACCAGUCGCAUCUGUUGGUGGGAACCCUUUUGCUUAACUCACCAAAAAUCAAAUAUCUUAUGAUAGCAAUGUACAGCAACUCAUUUGCAGUAAUAAAUGAUCCUUCAUUGAACCAGGUCAUAUGCAUAUCAUUCCAUGAAACAAAAUUUAUCCCAUUGUGUGCAAUGUUAUUCUGGUUGUGAUAAAAGAGAAUAUAUGAUCCUCACAAGUAAUCAGUGAACAAUUUGCAUAUGAAUGCAAAGUCUUUGUAGUUCUCUGUGA